AUGCGCGCAACAAGAAACGAUUUGACGGAGGAGGUGAAGCGCAAAGUCAUCAAAGCCCUUCAAGAGCGAGUGUGCAUUGGCAAGCUGCCGCGCGGGACCAUGAAGGCGAUGGCAACCGAAUUCGAACUCGAUAGAGGCACUAUACGCGAGCUGUGGCGACGCUUCCAGCAAGGCUGCCUGAAGUCGCGCAAGUACGGCCGCACGGGGCCGACAACACGCUACACAGCAGAACGAGUGGCAUUUCAAUCAGCACCAUCAGCCGCGCCCUCAAGAAAGGAAUCAUCAAGCGCCGCUCCUCACGGCUCAAGCCUCUCUUGA
This is a messenger RNA of Aphanomyces astaci, 318 nucleotides long. RefSeq lists its product as hypothetical. Lineage: Eukaryota; Oomycota; Saprolegniomycetes; Saprolegniales; Verrucalvaceae. The record is from RefSeq and is a predicted model, not a curated record. The transcript is spliced from 2 exons. The coding region runs from base 1 to 318 and encodes 105 amino acids.